GCCGCGAAGUGUCACCACAUCCUGCAAAGUGGGAUUAAUCACCACUCGAGAGUCGAGACGAGUGGAUCGGCUUGCCACUGCCACAUGGUGCCCUCGAAAAAUUUCCGUCAAAAAUAAAAAACGACAUGUAGCUCUUUUUGUUCACCCAUAUAAUUUGGCGAAGCCCGUGACGGCAAAAAGAGGAGGGACUGGAUUUUACAGUAGUAGACAACAUCAACUUCUUCUUCUUCCCCGGGUCGCCGCCGUACGUAAAGCACGACUCUCUCCUCAUAACUCGCCCCGCCGCCGUGACCUCUGCCGGGCUUUGUUUGACAGAGCGGAAAGCGGACUGUUUGUCAUUGGCUUCAGUGUCAGCACUCUGGUUGAAGUCUUUAACAUGGAAGUGUUCAGGACGGCCAUAUUGCAGCCCGGUCCACCUGAAAGGUUUGCCCUUCAGACAGUUCAACAAGUUAUACAACCUCAGAAACAAACAAAGUUAGUCCAAGAUGAGAAUCAAUUGCUAGAAAAUAUCCUUCGGACAUUGCUUCAGGAACUGGUGUCUUCUGCAGUACAGUCUGGUGAGCAGAUAAUGCAGUAUGGUCAAUCAAUUGAUGCUGGAGAAACUGCCCAAGGACAUAUUCCACGUCUUCUUGACGUUGUGUUGUAUCUUUGUGAGAAAGAGCACGUCGAAGGCGGCAUGAUCUUUCAGCUGUUGGAAGACUUAACAGAAAUGUCAACUAUGAGAAAUUGCAAAGACGUUUUCGGUUAUAUUGAGAGUAAACAAGAUAUAUUAGGAAAGCCUGAGCUUUUUGCUCGAGGAAAACUUGUGAUGUUGAGAACAUGCAAUCAACUUCUUCGUCGUCUGUCAAAGGCAAAUGACGUGGUAUUUUGUGGACGAAUUCUAAUGUUUUUGGCACACUUUUUCCCAUUAUCUGAGCGUUCAGCUGUUAAUAUAAAAGGAGUUUUUAACACAUCAAACGAGACAAAAUAUGAGAAAGACCCCCCUGAUGGAAUUUCCAUCGAUUUCAACUUUUACAAAACCUUUUGGAGUUUACAGGAAAGCUUCUGUAACCCUCCUUCCUUAACUCUUGGUCCUACCAAGUGGAAGAAAUUUACGUCUGGUUUAAUGGUUGUUUUGAAUACCUUUGAAGCUCAACCAUUAAGUGAUGAAGAGGGAGAUGCCAAUAACUUGGAGGAGGAAGCAACAAAUUUUAGCAUAAAAUAUCUUACAAGCAGUAAACUGAUGGGUUUGGAGUUGAAGGAUCCCAGUUUCCGACGUCACAUUCUUGUGCAGUGCCUCAUAUUGUUCGAUUAUCUGAAGGCCCCGGGAAAAAGUGAAAAAGAUUUACCUUCUGAAAGCAUGAAAGAGGAAAUAAAAUCUUGUGAGGAGCGUGUCAAAAAGCUGCUUGAGAUGACUCCGCCCAAAGGGAAGGAAUUUCUUAAUAAAAUUGAGCAUAUAUUGGAACGUGAAAGGAAUUGGGUAUGGUGGAAAUGUGACGGUUGUCCCCCAUUUGAGAAGCAGCCAAUGGAGAAAAAGGUGAUCCAAGAAGGAGCCAAAAAGCGUAGGCCGAGAUGGAGAAUGGGAAAUAAAGAACUAUCUCAGUUGUGGAAGUGGGCAGAUCAGAAUCCGAAUGCUUUAACUGAUCCUCAACGUGUUCGAACACCUUCCAUCACUGAGUACUGGAAGCCCUUGGUUGAAGAUAUGGAUCCAGCAGCUGGAAUAGAACCUGAGUAUCACCACAAAAAUAGCCGAGUUUAUUGCUGGAAAGGUCUUCGAUUUUCAGCUAGACAAGACUUGGAAGGAUUUUCUCGAUUUACUGAACAUGGUAUUGAAGGAGUUGUACCGCUGGAGCUUUUGACUCCUGAGGAGCGGUCUAAAUACCAAGCUAAACCAAAUGACAGGUCUAAACGUGCUAAAAAGGAAGAAUCAAAAGGUGCUGCACAUCGAUUAGAAGAAAAUCAGAAUGCUACACCUGCAAGUGAAUUAGAUGGUGAAGCCUCAGGGACGCCAAUGGACGCUGAUACCAUUGCUGCAGCCGGCAACAUGUCCCAAGGUGGAAGUCCAAUCCCCGAUGAACAUCAGAAGCAAAGCUCCGAUGCGGAUGUGGGUCAAGAGGGAGGUCAGUUGGAAGCAGAUGCUGAGGUCGAGGUUGGGGCAGGGAUGCUUGAUGGUGAGGAUGCGGAGGCUGAUUUGGAUCCAGUUGGUUAGCCCGUUCAAAGUUGGGAGUUUGCAUAUGUAAGAAUGAAUAUUUGAUUGAAAGUAGAUGAUGUGUUUGGAAAUCCUAGAUUGGCAACAAAAAUUCCGACUAAUUUUUGUUAUGAGAUUGUAUGAUCGCCGGCGAA
Messenger RNA from Pyrus x bretschneideri (Chinese white pear), 2322 nucleotides. Its product is annotated as THO complex subunit 1. Gene Ontology annotation, biological process: mRNA export from nucleus; regulation of DNA-templated transcription elongation. Gene Ontology annotation, cellular component: THO complex part of transcription export complex. The coding region runs from base 377 to 2188 and encodes 603 amino acids. The record is from RefSeq and is a predicted model, not a curated record. NCBI's taxonomy places the organism in Eukaryota, Viridiplantae, Streptophyta, Magnoliopsida, Rosales, Rosaceae. The transcript has 22 exons.